AGCCCCCGGGCCGCCUCUUCCCCUCGCGGCCCGGCGCAGCGGGCGGGGGGCGGGCGCUGCCGCCGCCGCCGGAGCCCCACCAGCCCCGCCGAGCCCCGCAGCCCGCCGCCGCCGCAGCGCCUCGCCCCGGAUCGCGGCCGGCAGCAGGCGGGAGGCGGCGGCGGCUGGCAAAGCCCCGCGGGCCGCUCAGCCGGCUACCUGCGCGGCAGGGCCUGAGCGCCGAGCCCGGCUCCGACAUGUCCGGCAAGAUCGAGAAAGCAGAUUCUGAGCGUUCCCAUCUCUCCUCGUUCACUAUGAAGUUGAAGGGCAAGUUUCAUUCACCAAAAAUAAAGAGAACCCCUUCAAAGAAAGGAAAGCAAGUUGACCUGACAGUGAAAACACCAGAGAAGUCAGUGAACAAAAAUGUAUCAUGGCUAGAGGAAAAGGAGAAGGAGGUUGUCAGUGCAUUGCGCUACUUUAAGACCAUUGUGGACAAAAUGGCAAUUGAUAACAAGGUGUUAGAGAUGCUGCCAGGCUCAGCAAGUAAAGUGCUGGAAGCCAUCCUGCCCUUGGUGCAAACGGAUCCACGCAUCCAGCAAAGCUCUGCCAUCUCGUCCUGCUAUAGCCGUGUGUACCAGAGCCUGGCCAAUCUAAUCCGCUGGUCUGAUCAAGUGAUGCUGGAAGGCGUGAAUUCGGAAGACAAGGAGAUGGUGACAACAGUGAAGGGUGUCAUAAAAGCAGUUCUGGAUGGAGUCAAGGAGCUGGUCAGACUCACGAUUGAAAAGCAGGAGCAUCCCUCUCCCACAAGCCCAGUUAAACCCAGUUUACCAGCAUGUAAAUCUGACAGCCCAUCAGAACUUCCCCUUACAGACCGAGAAAUGGAGAUCCUCAACAAAACAACUAAUAUGACUCAAUCCAAUGAGCUACUGACUGACUCCAUGGACGAAGAAGUUGCACCUCCCAAACCCCCUCUGCCUAGCAUUCGUGUGGCAGAAAACAGCCCUCCACCAGCAUUACCUCCUAAAAAGCGGCAGUCGGCACCUUCCCCGACCAGAGUGGCGGUUGUGGCCCCCAUGAGUCGAGCCACCAGUGGGUCCAGUUUACCUGUUGGAAUCAACAGACAGGAUUUUGAUGUGGACUGCUAUGCCCAGAGAAGGUUGUCAGGUGGAAGCCACUCCUAUGGGGGGGAAUCUCCUCGCCUCUCACCAUGCAGUAGCAUCGGCAAACUCAGCAAGUCUGACGAGCAGCUCUCUUCUCUGGACCGCGACAGCGGUCAGUGCUCCCGCAACACAAGCUGUGAAACAUUAGAUCAAUCAGAUCACUAUGAUCCCGACUAUGAAUUCCUGCAGCAAGACCUCUCCAAUGCUGAUCAGAUACCUCAGCAGGCUCCAGGUAUCCUCAGCCCGUUGCCAGAGUCUUUGGGUGAGUCUGGCUCCCCUUUCCAUGGACAUGCUUUCCAGCUCCCACAGGGCACCUCUCCUCCACUGGAAUUCUGCAGCCUCUCAGGAGCAGCACAGCCAACAGAGACUCCUCCAGCUUUACCAGAAAAGAAGAGGAGGAGUGCAGCCUCUCAGACUUCAGAUAACUCAGGCUGCAGGGUGUCCUAUGAGAGGCACCCUUCCCAAUACGAUAACAUCUCGGAGGAUGACAUGCAGAAUGCAGUGUCUGUCCCAUCAAUACCCUUCACACCGUUUGCUGCUGUUUUGCCUUUCCAGCAAGGAAACUCUUCAGCACCAGUUGAAUUCAUUGCUGAUUUUGCUGCUCCAGAUUCUAACAGUGACCCUGAGAAGCCACCUCCUCUGCCAGAGAAGAAAAACAAACACAUGAUGGCGUACAUGCAGUUUGUGGAAGACUACUCCGAGCCACAGCCGUCCAUGUUCUACCAGACCCCUCAGAAUGAACACAUCUACCAGCAGAAGAACAAGCACCUCAUGGAAGUCUAUGGGUUCAAUGACUCCUUUAUCAGCUUAGACCCCUCUCAAGAUCUGGCACCUCCUCCUGCUCUCCCACCCAAGCAGAGGCAGCUGCAGGCCUCCUAUGCUGCCUCUUCUCUCUCUCCUGUCUCCUACUGUGUCCAGCAAACUAAAGUGCCCUUCACCCCCGAGGACACCGGUGCCACUCAGGGCCUCACUAUGUCAGUCUCUAACUCCUUUCUCAACCGGCACAGCUCCUUUCCUGUGCAUUCGUACAAAUCUGUGUUUAGGUCCUACUCCCAGGACUUUGUGCCUCACAACCAAGUCUCCAUACCUCCUUUCCUCUCUUCUACCUCCUCCUCCUGCUCCACCCCACCUUUUCCUCCCGUCCAUCCAUCUCAGAGCUCUGACCUAGCGGUGCCUGCCGCAGCCAGCCAGUCUCCCAGCACUGUGGAUGUGCCAAACUCCUCUUCUCAGGAGAGCAGCUUUAACGGGAAUGCUCCUGUCUGCCUUCCUUCUGAAACCUCUUUCACUGAUUCUCUCCAGACGCCUUCGAGUGAAAACGCCAGUGAGGAGGCUGGUGAGGGUGAAUACGUCAAUCUGUAUUCCUCUGGCCAGAGCAACGGGGAACUCCCUCGCUCUGAAGGAGAAUCUCCCUCUGUCAAAGACAGCCACUCCAAAGACUCCGCUUUGAACAGCAGUGCCAUGGGGAAGGAAGGCAAAGAUGGUGCUGAAAGGCAGCAGCAGUCACCAGAUGCUUUGGAGUCAUCACAGUUGGAGGAAGAGGUAGAUGAGCUAUCCCUUAUCGACCACAGUGAAAUUAUGGCUAGGUUAACGUUGAAGCAAGAGGGAGAUGAUGGGCCAGAUGUUCGUGGUGGAUCUGGAGACAUUUUGUUGGUGCAUGCAACAGAGACCGACAGGAAAGAUCUGGUGCUGUACUGUGAAGCUUUCCUGACUACAUACAGGACGUUUAUUACCCCUGAAGAGCUCAUCAAGAAGCUGCAGUACAGAUAUGAGAAGUUUUGCCACUUCCCAGACACGUUUAAGAAGCGAGUCAGUAAGAACACCUUCUUCGUGCUGGUGCGAGUGGUGGACGAGCUGUGCUUAGUGGAGUUGACAGAAGAAAUCCUCAAGCUGCUGAUGGACCUGGUCUUCAGGCUGGUGUGCAACGGGGAGCUGAGCCUCGCCAGAGUGCUGCGCAAAAACAUCCUGGAUAAAGUGGAUCAGAAGAAAAUGCUGAGCUACACCAAUUCCAUCAAACCUCUUGCAGCCCGUGGGGUGGCAGCCAGGCCUGGGACCCUGCAUGAUUUCCACAGUCAUGAAAUAGCUGAGCAGCUGACCCUGCUAGAUGCUGAACUUUUCUAUAAAAUCGAGAUCCCAGAAGUUCUGCUUUGGGCGAAGGAGCAAAACGAAGAGAAGAGCCCCAACCUCACACAGUUCACAGAGCACUUUAAUAACAUGUCCUACUGGGUCCGGUCAAUAAUUAUGCUCCAAGAGAAAGCCCAAGACCGAGAGAGGCUGCUCCUUAAAUUUAUAAAGAUUAUGAAGCACUUACGAAAGCUGAAUAAUUUUAAUUCCUAUCUGGCCAUUCUUUCUGCACUGGAUUCUGCACCUAUCCGAAGGCUGGAGUGGCAGAAGCAAACCUCAGAGGGCCUGGCUGAGUACUGCACGCUGAUUGACAGCUCCUCGUCCUUCCGCGCCUACCGAGCAGCUCUGGCUGAUGUGGAGCCUCCCUGCAUACCUUACCUAGGCCUGAUUCUGCAGGACCUGACCUUUGUUCAUCUGGGAAACCCUGAUUACAUUGACAGCAAAGUGAACUUUUCCAAGCGCUGGCAGCAGUUUAACAUCCUGGACAGCAUGAGGUGCUUCCAACAAGUCCAUUACGACAUCAAAAGAAACGACGACAUCGUGUCCUUCUUCAACGACUUCAGCGACCACUUGGCUGAGGAGGCCCUGUGGGAGCUGUCCCUCAAAAUCAAACCUCGGAACAUCACGAGGCGGAAAACAGACCGGGAAGAGAAAACCUAGGAGGAGGGGUUGUGCGAGCGAGGAGAAUUGCUCCGCAGGCGCCCCGAGGGCAGCUAUGAGACUGGAGUUCCGUGUUUGUACCUGUUACUGGAUGAUGAUGCACCCUCCCUCCCCGCUGGGGGGGUGAACGUCGGGCGCUCGCAGCAGGCAGGAGGUGACCGGGGCGCGCCGUGGGCCGCGCAGGGCAGAGAUCAGCCGGUGCUCGCUGCACUCACCCUCCUCCUCCUCCUCCUCCUCCUCCUCCUCCUCCUCCCGUCCCUCUGUGCCAUGAAUCAGCUUUAAACCCGGGGAGAGAGCCUUGUGGAAGGAGGGUCCCAUGCAGGUGUGUUACUGGUUUGCUGGCCGGUUGCAUCCGGGAAUACCCAGGCUUUUGUUUUCAUCCACAAAGGAGGGUUGGCGAGAGCUCAGCACCCACAGACUUGUCUCCGGAGCGGUGGCAGCAGCGGUGGAAGCUGAGGGUUUGAGUCUCCCCUGUAACACCACCACCUUGAAACGUGUUCGUCCAUAGGAGAUGAGGAUGGAAGAGGCUCCCGCUGCCUGCCGGAGGAGCUCUGCUUUCAGAGAGCUGCUUGUGUUUACAGGGGUCUAUGGUUUACCCCAGGUCCGGCGCCUUCUUCAUGGGAGGAAGGCACCAGUCGUAGCUAGGGAAGAGGCACUGAAAAUGGGCCAUCUCCAGCCAUCGUAUCCCCCUCCUCCUCUCAGAUCUCCUUAUUUAAGCAACGGUGACCCCUCCGAACCCUGGAAACGCGGACUACCGAGGUACUGCGGGUCACCCGUCCGUGGAGCCCUGUCUUCUAGCGAUGGUACUAGCUUUUGCACAGUAAAUGCUGUAGAAUACGAGACUGUAAA
This is a messenger RNA of Pezoporus occidentalis (night parrot), 4769 nucleotides long. RefSeq names its product Rap guanine nucleotide exchange factor 1 (gene RAPGEF1). The transcript has 26 exons. Gene Ontology annotation, molecular function: guanyl-nucleotide exchange factor activity. Gene Ontology annotation, biological process: Ras protein signal transduction; positive regulation of GTPase activity. The coding region runs from base 237 to 3920 and encodes 1227 amino acids. Gene Ontology annotation, cellular component: plasma membrane. Lineage: Eukaryota; Metazoa; Chordata; Aves; Psittaciformes; Psittacidae. The record is from RefSeq and is a predicted model, not a curated record.